CCGAGACACUGGCGAUUGGGAUUCAUCCUCUUGUGGGGUUCUCUUGGUCUUUUCGUUGAUAGAUGAUCCCAAGUAUCCUUUACAGAUCUUUGAGUCGUUCGUGAUCGUUUGGAGUUGGAGCUUCACAGUCUGGGACCGUGUGUAUUUUGGCUGCAGGUAGAGAGCAAGAUGGGAAUUCUGAAGGGAUCAGUUGUUUGCCACACUGAUGCUGUCUGUGCAAACUAUGUUGGAAGUUCUGCUCCACUUAUUAACAUUCAUUUUGCAAAGGCUAGAAAUUUGCAAAGUGGGUUUUGGGGGUCCUCUUGUAGACUCAGAACCAUAACUAGAACAUAUGGUCGUUUCCUCCAACCAUGCAAAAAGAAAUUGAGGUCAAUUCAAAGUAGUUUCAGCUCCUCUUCGGAUGGAAAUGGCAGCAUAGCUGGAAACUACAGCGAGAACGAUGAGGAAUAUAUUAACUCCAGUGUAAUUGAAGCUGUGGAGGUGAGAAGCAGAUCAGAUGGUCUCAUGAUAAAGAUGCGUGAUGGCCGACAUUUAAGAUGUGUGCAUAAUGACCCUCAAGCUGGAAACUUACUGUACUAUGCUCCUCGCCCUGUUAUCGUAUUAAAAAUGGAAGAUGGAAGUGAUAUUUUGCUUCCUAUCCUUGUCUUGGAGAUGCCAUGUACUAUGCUAAUGGCUGCUAUCAACAAUGUUCAGCUUGUUAGACCAACUGUUUAUGAAGUAGUCAAAGAGAUGAUUGAGAAGAUGGGAUAUGCUGUACAACUUGUUAGAGUCACUAAGCGAGUGAAUGAAGCUUACUUCUCUCAACUAUACCUGACAAAGAUUGGAAAUGGAAAAGAUACUAUUAGCUUUGAUCUCCGGCCUUCAGAUGCCAUUAAUAUAGCUGCUCGAUGCAAAGUGCCCAUACAAGUGAACAGACAUCUUGUAUACAGCAACGGAAUGAGAAUAGUUGAGCCGACCAAGUCAGCAGCAUCAACUGUUCAAUCAGACAUUGUUCUAUUCACAGAACUUGAUAGGCCUGACGAUCAGCCGUGCUACGAAGCUGAAGAAUUUGAUAUGCUCCGUAAUAUGAUGAUUGCUUCGGUUGAGGAAAGAUACAGAGACGCUGCCCGGUGGAGGGACAAGCUAUUCAUGUUCCGAGCAAAGAGGAAGAACUGGACUUGAUGUGUGUACUCAGAAAUCACAUAUUGUACAUUGUACUGCUGAUACCAACACCUCCAGUGUUGUAAUGAAGAUUUGCUUCCUUUGUUCAGAUACUCAAGUGCGUGACCAACCUCGCUGACUGUAAAUACAUGAACUUGUGGAUAAUUUCGGUUGCCAAAUGUUUUGUAGCAGUAAAUACAUGUCCUUUUCAGCAAAGCUACUUAAAGCUACUCAAUCAAACAUCUCGGUAUCGAUACUUGAA
This is a messenger RNA of Musa acuminata AAA Group (dessert banana), 1402 nucleotides long. RefSeq names its product bifunctional nuclease 2-like. The coding region runs from base 169 to 1161 and encodes 330 amino acids. Gene Ontology annotation, biological process: protein ubiquitination. The record is from RefSeq and is a predicted model, not a curated record. Gene Ontology annotation, molecular function: nuclease activity. NCBI's taxonomy places the organism in Eukaryota, Viridiplantae, Streptophyta, Magnoliopsida, Zingiberales, Musaceae. The transcript is spliced from 10 exons. Gene Ontology annotation, cellular component: VCB complex; nucleus.